Messenger RNA from Fonsecaea monophora, 543 nucleotides. RefSeq lists its product as hypothetical. The coding region runs from base 1 to 543 and encodes 180 amino acids. The record is from RefSeq and is a predicted model, not a curated record. The transcript has a single exon. NCBI's taxonomy places the organism in Eukaryota, Fungi, Ascomycota, Eurotiomycetes, Chaetothyriales, Herpotrichiellaceae.
AUGGAAAUCAUUCCCUUGUUCAGGCAAACAGUGAUCUACUCUCGAUGGACGGAAUCUCGCGCCCUCGAGAAAGCGAAUACCGGAAUGUUUGCAAAGGUCCUUUCGAGUUCAGCUCACCCACGCUCGUUCAAAGCACUGGGUGAAGAGAUGGUUUGUCGACACAGUAUCUGCCAGAAUCUCGUUGUUGAUGGCGGGCUCGAGAAUGAAGAUCUGGUCAAAGGACUUGCAGAGAAAUACAACAUCCGCCGAGGUGGUAGCGUCUGCAUUACCAUCCCCCAGCGAACGGCCAAGUCGAGGUCAGCCACAAGCCAAUCAGAGAUGCCCUCACCAAAGUCUGUCUGCAAAGCGGAAAACCAGAGUGAUUGUUCGGACCACCUUGAUGCAGUUCCGUCGGCCGACAGGACAUCGAUUCGGACAAGUACAGGACUGACGCCGUACGAGAUUGAAUUAUCCACCUUGAUGGACCAAUCCGGCCAAUUGAACUCGAAAUCUGCACGUGGAGCGUCAUGCCAUGCCAUGGCAACAGGUGCGGAACCGUUCUGA